AUGUACAAUAGACUGUAUCUAGGAAGAUGUGUACUUAAACCAAAAUUUGAGGAAACAGUUAAAGGGUUUAUCACGUGGGCAUUUGCUCAAGAAUGUUAUCGAAGCGAAGCAGGAGUAAGAUGUCUUUGUCUUAAUUGUGAAUGUAGACCUAUAAUUAUUGAUCCAGAGGAAGUAGAACGUCACUUGAAGAAAAGGAGUUUCAUUAAAAAUUAUUGGGUUUGGACAUAUGAUGGAGAAGAAAUGUCGAGUAACGUAUCAGAGAUAACUAAUAUGCAUGCUUCAAGUAGUCGAACACAUAUGGAAUAUGAUGGACAAUUUAAUCUGAUUGGUGAGAUGGUUGGCGAUGCUUUUGGGGUGAUUGCGACCUAUGAUGAAUCUGAAGAUUUUGAAGGGGAAAAGUUGCCGAAUGAGGAAACACAAAAUUUUCAUCACUUGUUGAAAUAA
Lathyrus sativus (Indian pea) is the source of this 444-nucleotide messenger RNA. The record is from the annotation of a GenBank genome assembly. Lineage: Eukaryota; Viridiplantae; Streptophyta; Magnoliopsida; Fabales; Fabaceae.